Molecule: messenger RNA, 2251 nt
Organism: Gadus macrocephalus (Pacific cod)
Lineage: Eukaryota; Metazoa; Chordata; Actinopteri; Gadiformes; Gadidae
Gene: asb14b
Product: ankyrin repeat and SOCS box containing 14b
Exons: 10
Coding region: 176-1930 (584 amino acids)
Biological process (GO): intracellular signal transduction
Cellular component (GO): cytoplasm
Molecular function (GO): protein binding
Source: RefSeq, a predicted model, not a curated record
GGCUGCCCUGGCCCAGUCCUGAGGUAUUUAUAGUUGUGGUGUUAUAUAUUUAUACAUAGGUAUGUUUCUGAGCUGUGAAGUCCAUUGGUUCUUCUGUUGUCAGAGAGACCGAAAGCAAAGAGCCUGCGGACUGAAGUCUAAAUUUGACAUCGGAAGACGUUCUGAAGGAUUAUAGAUGAACACAGAAAAAGAACAUGACGACAACUACGACUCGGACUUGGAUGAAGACGAGGCGACGCAGUACAUUAUCGAACAGAGUCUGAUUCAAUAUAGAAAACUCAAGGGCUUGAGUCCCGGUGAUCUGAAAGUCAGUGAAGAUCCGGAGGAACUCUUCAGAGCAAUUAAGGAAGGCGAUGAGGAGGCACUGAAGAAACUGACAAUACAGCCCAAAGCUCUGUCGAAAGUGGACGAGCGAGGGUGGAUCCCUCUGCAUGAGGCUGCAGUGCAGGGAAGUCGAGAAAUACUGGAGGUUAUCUUCUCAGGAUCCUCUCAUGGAGCUUGCCAGUGUCGGACACUUAAAGGUGAGACACCACUGUUCCUGGCAGUGGUGUACGGCCUUCGUGGCAACGCUACCUUUCUGAUCCAGAAUGGGUGCGACCCAGACCUCCAGAACGAUGAACAGGACUCUCCUUUAGUGGCAGCUAUUCUAAAUGAUCAGUACGACUUGGCCACACUGCUGCUACGCUACAACGCUAACGUGGACCAAACGGGACCCCUGGAACGGACGGCGCUGCACGAGUCGGCCUUCUUGGGGCUUGAGAACUUUGUGCAUUUGCUCCUGGAGUCUGGUGCUAACCCCAAUGCAUUUGACAUCAAGAGGAAAACUCCACUGGCUUUGGCCGUGCAGAACGGACACCUGAAUGUAGUGGAGAUCCUUCUCCAGAAAGGAGCCCAUGUGAACUACGGAUCUGAGUCGGAGUUCGGCACCGUCCUGUUCGAUGCCGCAGCCUCUGGGAACCCCGACAUAGUCUCCACACUCCUGGACCACGGAGCAGACGCCAACAUAGCCCUGGACAGCGGACACCUGCCCAUCCAUCGGACAGCCUACCAUGGACACAUACUUGCACUGGAGCACCUCAUCCCGGUGACCAAGAUGGAGGCGGUGAAGGAGAGCGGUAUGAGUCCCCUCCACUCUGCGGCGGCGGGGGGCCACGCCCUGUGCAUCGAGGCGCUGCUCCGCGCGGGCCACGACCCCAACACCAUGCUGCACCAGCGGGUGCGCCGUAACUAUGACGACGAGCGGCGCUCCGCCCUGUACUUCGCCGUGGCCAACAACGACUUGCAGUGCGCGCGGCAGCUGCUGGAGGCCGGUGCCAUGGUGAACCAGGACCCCGUCAGCUGCCUGCAGGUGGCCCUGAGGCAGGGCAACUACGAGAUGAUCAACGCCCUGCUGAAGGCCGGGGCCAACGUCAACUACUACUCCCGCGUCAACAGCACCCACUUCCCCUCGGCGGUGCAGUACGCGCUGAAGGACGAGGUGAUGCUGCGGAUGAUCCUGAACCACGGCUACGACGUGAAGCGCUGCUUCGACUGUCCCUACGGCGGCGGUUCCCAUGACUACGCGCCGUGGACUUCCUCUUCGGUCGUCAAAGACAUGAUGUUCUGUGAGGUUAUAACGGUUCACUGGCUCAAGCAGCUCGCGGGCCAGGUGGUGCGUAUGAUGCUGGAGUACACGGACCAUGUGUCGUUCUGCACAAAGCUCAGGGACACAUUGCAGGAGCAGAAACAAUGGGAAGAGAUCUGUCACAUGCAGAGAAACCCAAGGAGCCUGAAACACCUUUGUCGACUGAGGAUAAGAGGAUAUCUGAGCCAACUGCGACUGAGAUCCCCCGUCUUCAUCAGCUAUCUUCCUCUCCCUCCCAGGCUGAGGGAUUAUCUUCUCUAUAAAGAGUAUGAUGUCUAUGGCAGGGGCAGUAUGGUUGGUCCCUAGGAAUUGGAGCAACACAAAAUCCUGUGAUGGGAUGAUAUGACCGCUGGUGAAUAAUGCUGUCUGUUAAUGAUAGUCAGUCUAAUUAUGACAUACUUUCUUUUGUUUUUAUGUAGAUAUUUUUCUAUAGUUUUAUGAAAAGGCAUACACCACUUGAAUAAAAAAAUGUAAGGUUAGAUUAUGAUUUACUUUCCCCAGAUGCAUAUCUAUGUUGACCUUAUUCCUUAUCGUAAUAAUUAUAAUUGAUUGCAUGGUGGGGGGAGGGGAUACACAGUAGGAUGUGGUACGUGGUAUGUUUUAAUAAAUGUAACCAUUUGAUAAUGA